Penaeus vannamei (Pacific white shrimp) is the source of this 230-nucleotide messenger RNA. Lineage: Eukaryota; Metazoa; Arthropoda; Malacostraca; Decapoda; Penaeidae. The record is from RefSeq and is a predicted model, not a curated record.
UUGAAAUUGGCGCCCGAGCAGACGACCACCUGCGCGCACUCCCUUGGCAGCGACGUCGUCAGUCUGUCAAUACUCUCGUGCUGAGGUCGCAAUGGCCGAGUUCCCGUCGUGCUAUUUUGUGAAGUGUUGCCUCUAAAAGCGACGGUUGUGAGCAUGCUAUGGGAGCAUGCUACUCUAAGAAGGCCGCCAAAGCUGCUUUAAAGAAACGCCGGAUGGACCGACCAGCCAAA